Lineus longissimus is the source of this 1366-nucleotide messenger RNA. RefSeq lists its product as uncharacterized. Bases 97 to 897 code for a protein of 266 amino acids. The record is from RefSeq and is a predicted model, not a curated record. Lineage: Eukaryota; Metazoa; Nemertea; Pilidiophora; Heteronemertea; Lineidae. The transcript has 2 exons.
GAUUUGGUUCUGAACAUUGAGGCUAACAGGACUUCAUAUCUUUUCUAAAUAGCUGUAACAUAUUUGAAACCUUGGAUCAUACAUUUCUUGUGCAGAAUGUCCGGAGGAGACGAUUUGGUCAAAUUGGACGACCUGGUGAAGAAGUACGUCACGAGUGGCGAAAUGCCCGACAUCAAGGAGAAACUUAAGCGCAUACCAAAGGAUUCACUGGAUAUCAAAAUCAACUGGGAUCGGGUGACAUUUGAAUCAAAGGAGGCAAAAUUCCCUAAAUUGCCGGAUGAUAUUGAGAGUUUUGCAGAUUGUAGGAUCUUACAUACCCAGGACUUUGUUAACAAUACUUGUACGGAGCAGGUUUACACUUAUAAAACUUCCAGAAGGAGACUUUCAGCCUGUGAGAAAACGUAUGAAGAAGGGUAUACGAUUGGUAAGAAUGUUGGCGUGCAGAUCAAGGUGCCUGGGUCAGUCCUGGAGGCGAAUGCUGGUCUAAGCAAGGAGCUGUCGUUAAUGGAAACUGAGAGAUUUCAAGAGGAGGACGACAUAAGCUGGGAAGUGGAGAGCCAGAUUCGAGUGUCGCCAAAGAAUCGCACAAUUGCGGAACUCACUAUCAGUGAACGACACUACUCUGUCCAUUUUGAAGUAGACUCGACCUUAAAGGGUCGAGUGAUGGUGGAUUACAAGAACUUAUCAAAUGGCCAAGUUUUCAGCAGCGGUAGUACGCAGAUUGCUGCGAUUAUUAACUAUGCAAUUGAGAAGGAACUAUUAAAGAAGGACCAGUUCGUCAUUGAAGAGGAUUUAGUUAAUACUCAGUUCAAGGGGAUUUGUAAGUUUAGCAAGGGGAAGACUGACAUUAAACUAACUGAAAGACCAUUGACGGCUAAUGAGCUCCAACAGGAAUGAUGACUGUGUGAAGUAUUAAAAUGUAUAUGAACUCGGUAGGAGAAGAUAGAUGGCAUCACCUGUAAAUGAUCUAAACUGUGGUAGCAUCUUUCAUAUAAGAACCGUACACCACAGCGACUUAAAAGUUUGACGUUUAGAUUCUCCAAGGACAGCACUACCUGUAGCUUUAUUGUGAUCAUUACGUGGUACAUAGUUCUUCAAAUCUAAGUGUCUGUUCUCAAAAUCGGCACUCAGGUUUAAAGCAUUCAAUGACUCGACUUCGUCGUUGGUUAACAGGUUAUAUCAUCUCAAUUCAGCAUCACCUGAAGUUUGCGAAACAGUAAUGCGUUAGACCGAUACUUUGACAUGGUCAUGCGGUGAUCAGACCCAACUAGGAUUUGUUGUUUCAGAAUGGGACUUGUUGUUCCUGUCCACUUUGCGGCAUCUUAAUGAGAACAAACGACGAAUUUAAGUCAAAUUUGUUUUUAUU